Nomia melanderi (Alkali bee) is the source of this 8799-nucleotide messenger RNA. It is a transcript of the gene mthl1, whose product is annotated as adhesion G-protein coupled receptor methuselah-like 1. Gene Ontology annotation, cellular component: membrane. Lineage: Eukaryota; Metazoa; Arthropoda; Insecta; Hymenoptera; Halictidae. Gene Ontology annotation, molecular function: G protein-coupled receptor activity. The record is from RefSeq and is a predicted model, not a curated record. Gene Ontology annotation, biological process: G protein-coupled receptor signaling pathway; cell surface receptor signaling pathway.
AACCUUCGAGCGGGAGAGUCACGUUCGACCUCGAGCUAGACGGACGAACGAGACGCGCGAAAAUAUUUCUUCUUGCUCGCGGGUAUUUUGUCAACAACGGUUUUCUUCGCGUGUACCUUCAAUUCAAAUUCGUGACAAAAAACUUCGGUCUGUACACAUUCUCUCAUCGAUCAUUUGUGAAAAUACUAGACUGUGAUCCGCGAGUGAAGUCAAACUCCUUCGAAAACUCGAAGAAACUGUACUGUUUCGUAUUCCGUUCGAGCAAGGACGAUCGAAUUGAGUUUAUUCCGAUGAAACGUGAUUUCUAGACGCUCGUCGACUGCUCCUUUGGCGAGCGAAAUCGAGUUUCUUGAAAGAAGAUAUCUGCCGAGAUAUCGUGUCCUUUCUGGUUUCUGUGCGUGUGAUGUUCCAUGGUUGAUCGAGCCUCAACGAGACUUGUUUAUCAAGUUGGUUUUACUGGAGACUUCGCUAUGAAGGCGGUUAGCUGGGCGACGAUCAUUUCAACGCUCGCAGUAUUGGCGGAUUCGGUGCCGACCGAUUCCGUGCAGCCCAGGGUCACCGUGCUGAAGUGUUGCUUGAACAAGGAGCACCUGGUCCGGGCUCCCGAGGGGAACCCAGAGACGUCGACGCAUUGCGAGCCCAGCGAGAAAAAUUGGCAGCCGUUCAUCUAUUCGCCGUCCCGCAGGAAGUUCCUCGAAGAACUGCCAGCGGAAUGGAAUGUCAUUCAAGGCAAGAAACCGGAGUGCGGGGAGAACGCUGAACUUACGUACGUGCCGUACAGAAACACGAAUCCGUUCGUGCUGUUCGAUGACGGACAGGCGAUGCUAGACGUUCACACGACCGAAGGAUUCAACCCGGGCGAGUAUUGCGCGGAUGCCGAGGCUCUGCUUGUCUGCGUGCAGAAGAGAAUGGGCGGAAACCACGCGGCCGCGACCAUGAGGCCACGGGUUAGGCAGUGUUGCGGUGAAAACGCGGCGUUUCACGAGGAAAAACAUGCGUGCGCCAUUUUGAAGGAAUCGGUAGAAGACACGCCGUUGCUACCAAACGCAUCCUCUUCCGUUGAAAUCGUAGCCGGUUUCCCAACAUGUCCACGUUGGGACAACUUCUCGAUCGUAGGAGACACGAAGGAUGCUGUGUUGUUGCCGGACGGUGGCCUGGAAAUCGGCGGGGUCACUUUGCCUGCUGGUCAGUUUUGCGUAGAAAGGAUUAAGGAACUGAAAGUGGCCAAGGUGUUCGCGUGCUCGGAGCACGACUCGCAAAGACCAAAGAUGGAGGCGGCGGACAUCAGGUUCACCUUGUACUCCGUGGGCUUCAUCAUUAGCGCCGUGUUCCUCGCAGCUACGUUGGCCGCGGGUUGGCUGUUGCCAGCUUCCCAUCACGUUCUGCAUUGGCGUUGCCAGACCCAUCACGUUGCUUGCCUGAUGCUCGGCGAUAUUCUUAUGGCCAUCAUUCAGCUGGCCGGCGUUUCCCUGCAUGGCGGAAGCUGCAAGGUGCUCGCGAUCAUGGCGCACUUCUUCUUCCUGGCCGCGUUCUUCUGGCUGAACACGAUGUGCUUCAACAUCUGGUGGACGUUCAGGGACCUGAGACCAGCCAGCUUGGAGAAAGGCCAAGAGACCCUUAGACUGCGAGUGUACGCCAGCUACGCUUGGGGUGGGCCGCUCCUGGUCGCCGGCGUGGCUGCCCUGCUGGAUCAUCUUCCGCCCCAGCCACAGUACACGUUCCUACGGCCGCGAUUCGGCGAGAAACACUGUUGGUUCUACGGUGACAUGGAGAUUCUAGCAUACUUCUUCGGACCCAUCGGCGUUUUGCUCGCGGUGAACCUCCUGUUCUUCGCAGCGACCGCCCGCGAACUAACGUGCGGCCUGUGGAAGGGUGAAUUCGUGAAAAGCACCACAGAAAGGGCCGCGCUAGGCCGCGUCUGCAUGAAGCUGGUGGUGGUGAUGGGCGUGACUUGGGUUGCGGACGUAGUGUCGUGGGUAGUCGGCGGGCCGCAGUACAUCUGGUACUUCACGGACUUGAUAAACGCCUUCCAGGGCGUGCUGAUUUUCGUUGUGGUUGGUUGCCAGCCGCAAGUGCGCGCCGCGCUGAAGAGGCUGUGCAACAGGAACCCGAGAACGAAUGCUGGCAGACAGGGGAACGGACUGAGCACGACCAGCCACGGGAUGCCCAGCAUGGGGGACAGCGUCACCCAGAAUCCUAGCACGAAGACUGCACCGUUGGAGACCAUCUGCUAAAGAGACCGACCCGCCUCCGCGAUCUAACACGAAAACGGAGCCCUGCUAAUGGCGCAGGAAGCACUGCAUCUCCUGUGAAACGAGUUCGCGCCCAUUCAAUAAACACGACGGAUCGACGGGAUCCGGAAGACGAUGCGCACUACUCGUCAACAUCAAUUCCCGCGUCCUAUUUGGGAGCUCUCCGAGCCGGACGCGGAAGUUUUGGUUACCGGCUGGCAGGCCGGAAGAGCCGCACAGUAUACGAAGCGUACGUUCCCGGUGGAGCGUAGAAGCGUUAGGGGUCGCGAAGAGAUAGGUCGAGUGGGGAGGGCAAGACUUUCAGUUUCAAACCGGCUGUUAUCGGAUCCUACCGCCCAGGAACCGUACCGAUUCGCACCGGCUCGGUCGGUAAUAACAGGUAUACACCCGACGAUACACCUCCGAAGUAAACGACUGCGGCGGCAGGUCAACGGCCCCGGGACCGUGAACUUGGACGCCUUUUGGGUCGAGGCUCUCUCCGGUUCCGGAUGACUCCGCCGGAGGAUAAGAGGCGAUUGUAACCGCGUCCACGCCUUCAAUGUGAGCUACGUCGAAGGCUGUCACAACGACGCUACGGGGUCGUCGACCUUGACGCGAGAAAUCUCCGCGAAGAAUGUGUCGCGAGACGUGGCUGUCAGUCCCCGCGGACCUCGGCGAACGCGAUAGAACGCCGAGAGAACGGCCUCCGUCACAUUGAAUAGUUCAUUGUCUCCGCAGGACACAAUAGGAGAGAGAGUGGCGAAAACAACGCCGACGCGACAAAUAUUCAUAGAACCACCGCCUUGUUCCGGUCGGCUCUCCCUCGGGACUAGAGCGACGCGGGUUCGAACCGUGAUUUGUAUCCCAGGCGAGUCCGUUCGGUUCCGAUAACGUCGCGCUUCUCCAGCGAGAUGUUACGGGGGGAAAGAUGGUGAUUAGAGAGCUCGGAACAGAACUGGCCACUACGCGUUGAUCGGUUAUUUAUAAACGAGAAGCCUAACGAGGUGACGCGUGCCCGAUCACGAGACGCCACUUUAUUCGAAUGUUAUUAAUAAACGGCGCCAGGCGAGGUCGGUGCUAAUUGGGGGUGAACGUUUCUCUUGGCAGGACGGCGAUAAUGAUCGACGGCCGCCACCGUCCACCGCGACGGUCCCCACGGACGAUCUUGCAUUCUUCUUUCUUGUCUUUUUCUUUGACUCUUUUUGGCUUUACUCGGCGAUUCGGUUCAUACAGACCGUGGUCGAUCUCCAGGUUCGUUGGACGAUUGUUCAGAGGAACCGCGGUUUUGGGAAGCCGGAGACGUUAACACGUUGACUACUCUUGGUGACCAUAAAGUAAACUGUUUAUUCCUUUUUCUUGCGCUUUCGUUUGCGCGAAUUAUAAAGAGGCAAGGGUUGCAAUAAUGUUUCUUAGAAUAUUAAUAUUAAACUCGAGUUACCUUACUGUUUAGGAAUUUCUUCCUUGUUAAACUCAAUGCGAAACUUUCGCUGCUGACUGAUAUUAGCAAGCAAUGGAUUAAGAAUGAUUGCAAUAACAUAAAUGCAGAUACCAAAUUCUUCAGUAACACGAAUGAAAAAAUGUACUACCGAGUAACUAAGUGCCACUGCUCAGACUGAUUCCUCUACAAGCACAAAUAUUUACGGACCAAUAUACAAAGACUAGAAUUAAGUAACAUUGCGUUCACAGCAUUCAAGAUUCCAUCAUCCAUGAAACUAAAAAUCCCAUCAAUCUUCUUUGAAUCAUUUACAAUGUUAAGUCAAUGUUCUAUAUAAUAAAACAAAACUCCAGAGUGUAGAUAAUAGUAAACACAGUAGAACAUGCGAGAAACGAGUCAACGUGUUAAAUUUCCACGAGAAAGCCGAUCGACCUUGACCUCCGUUCGGAAAGGAUUGAGAUCGUGAUUCCGCGGUAUUUACUUUCGGCCCGCGGGCUUCAUUAUUCAUCGGAGCCGCGAGCGAUCGCGCUUCAAUUUUCUUUAGCAUAAAUUUGCAUCGACAGAGUCGCGCGGCCGCGAUCGAGGAGGCGUCCCCAGGCUACUAGCAUGCGCGGCUUCAGGAGUUUUACACCCGGCUGGUCCCGUCAUCGAUCCGCCGAAUCGAUUAUUCGUUAAAUAACCCGAUUCCUCGUAAGUACUUUCACCCGGGUUUUCCGUGCGUCAAGCGUAAUCCAUUCACGAUUUCAUCGCCGCGAUUCCUCGUGCGGCCACGUUCUUUCCUUCCCUCUACCCCGUCUAUAUUCCCCGCAAACAAGGAGAACGUUGUUCUCUUUUGCCAAAGAACGGCGGAGACAUUCUCGAGGAAAGUAUCCAUGCACUGCCAAGUCCACAUCGACUCCGAUAACGAGAGUCAACGGGAUCAGCGUAUCGUUGUUGCAAUCGCGACAAAAUUCUCGGCGAUCGGCAAUUCUGCGCCCGAGACUAAUUCAAGUCCAUUCUAUACGAAUAUGAAUCGUUCACAUCAUAUUACUGCGUUUUUUGCUUUAUUUCAAACAGCGGAAGUCCGCUUGUAGAAUUUCGUAUAAAACGACUUAUAGCUUCAAGGAUGAAUUCUUUUUAGUGACCGACAGAUUCUUUGUUCACAGGUGAAAAAAAAAAUGGAAAGGAAGAUAGUUAAGGUGGAUAUAUAUAUUUGAAAAAUUGCGAGAGAGCUUUAACGAGGAAUUCAGAUUGGAGGUACACGUAUGCGUAGAUAUCCUUGAAGAGAUCAAGUGUAAUAUCGCUGUUUUUCUAUUACGCGAAAUAUUAAUUAAAUAGUUGAGCACUCGGGCACACAAUUUACGACGAAAGCGCGACGAGAGACGAUCCCGUUGACAGACGACACUGUCGUUAGAAUAAAAACCGUGUUUUUUGUACUUUUUCAUAUAAACGGAUUUUCGAGAUUUUACAUAAAGAAUAUCGUGAUUCGACGAAUAGACGUGAAACGACGCGGAACUCGCUCCGGUUUCUAAUGAACAGGGCGAGCGACGCGCGUUUCUUCGAUGUUUCUCACCGUUCACGUCUUUUUCCAUGUUUUUUUUAAGUGUUACAUGUGAGUCACGCACCUGCAACGACACACACGUAGGUAGGUCAGGGCAUAACCGACUCGAACUCGUGACAAUACACACUAGGAAUUCAAUGCCUUCGGAAAUGCCUUCCAAAUGUGGUGUUCAACGUGCCGAAUUUAUACAAUGGGGAACCAGACGACGAGGAGACCAGGUGAAACCUCCUCCCGGUUCUCGCGUUCAACGCGUGCGACCGUCGCGAGAUUACCAUUUCUGCGGCCGUGUAACUUCUGACGACGUUCGACGACAGUUUAAUUUGCGGCUUAACCGAUUAACCUCUUAAGAGCCACCCAUUUAUAACAUUAUGUUUACUUUCCUCUAUAAUAAAUUAUUUUUACCAGUGUUCUUGAUACAAGAACUGUAACCAAUGCAUUCUUUCGAUCUCCGUAUAGAUCGAUAUUCUUCUCAUCAAAAGACAAUGUAUAACAAAAGCAUUCAGUUUGCCGCUAACUCAGAAUGAAAUGAUCUGUUUCAUUCUACUGUGUAUUUUAUACUUUGAUUAUUCAAUUUUAUAGCAAAUAACGUUUCAGUUCGCAAAGCACGUCGACACUCGCGACAUAAAUACAAUGAAGUUUGAGAAUGGAAAGUUCUCUAAAACAAACACACUUCUCGAUGUUGUUUCGUAUAUGCUUGUCUAACGAACUGAUGAAAUAUUGUGAACAACGAUUUCCGGAGUUUAGCAAGCUCUCAAGGAGGUAAUUAAUCGCGAUAGCUCGCCAAUGAAGUCGCGUUCUAGUCGCCGGAGACAGCCGUGUUGCGGCAGGAACAAAAACGUUAAAACAAGAUAUCGAUUUCCGGAUCGGAUUCCCGGUGAGCGUGAUCGGAAGUGGCCGGCCGAGCGGUCGCACGCACCGCAUAAAAAGAAAACCGUCUUAUGUCUAUGUAGAGUUUAGUACCUCGUGCUCUCGAGUUUCGCAGGUUCAUCGGGGCGCACACGUGCGUGCGCGUCUUCGACGGACGUCGCGAGCCAGCCGUAGAGUUAAUCAUCGUUAUUUGUUUCUUCAGGUGCAUCUAAGAGACUGAGCCGCGCUCACCCAUCGCUCACGGUAGCCGGAAACCCUCCGUUCCCAGCUCGAAGAUCACUCGAAACUGCGUAUUUAAACGAAUUCGCGAAACCACGAAAAACAUGGAAAACUCUCUUCGAUCUUCGAGCAGGCGCGGAUCGUUUCUCGAACCUCCUUAGUUCCUUUUCUUCUUGUGCGAAUGUGAGGUGGACGGCGACGUUGUCGAUGUCGCGACGAUUGAAAAAAAGGGGUAAAAAGGGGACGAAGUGUUUUCUCAAAGAAUAAAGUUGAAAAAUCGAGGAACACGUCGACUGCGUCACCGCGUCCACUGGUUGCGUGCGUGUUGCGUGCCAGAUUGUUACAAGCCGUCGCGAGUAAAUCGCGUGACAACGCGAGCGUGCGAACGGCACCGUGUAAUUAGUGUAUUAACGAGCUGUAACUUCGUUACAAAUCCCCUCGCUGUGUAUAACCGCGCGGCGAACAAUGCGUAACGUGGCGCGGGCGACCGUCGAGCGGCUUUUUACUUUUCCGCGAGACUUUCUCUCUUGUCUUUCUGGAUCAAGGAUCCAUUAACGUGUCUCCCACGGUUCGGGAGCCCAAGAUGAACACCGCACACCGCGACCCCUCGCUCUAGUGUCCCGCAUUGAUCGCCGCCAGCCAUCGCAUCCUUGUAGAUAGCAUUCACUCGUCAUUGUAUUACGUGUAUAAUUACCGCGGGACGUUAGAUAGCGAUAAUUAAACGAUAACGCUGCUCUAACGGCCCACUAAAUCCAUAAGUUAUUAUUCGGCGUCCGACGUGGCCGGCAGGUCUAUGGAGUCCGGAUGAAUCACCGCCAUUUCGGACAAUAGAACAACGACAAAAUGGCGGGCGUAACUCUAAUAACGAGCUGAACCUGAAAUGUAUUACAGAUGAGUAAUUUAGUGUAUAUUCUUUCUAACUUGACAUUUAUGUGUAAGACUGUACUAUUUGGAUAAUGAUUAUUCUUAAUCAUCGAGAACAUUCAUGAUUUCCAAGAAAGGAAAGAACAAAGUAAUAUUUUCCAUUAGUUUCCAGUUCCUUUUUUUUGUUCUAAUUACUGUUAUACUGUUAUUCGUUUCAAUAAUCAAAAACAGUAAAAAAGUAGAAACAAAAACAGUACUCUUUAGAGGAACAUAAACAUUCGUCUCCAGAACUUGUUCGCUGGCCGGACCCCGGUGUACAAUAAUUUAAGAUCCGGCGUAGUCGGCGGAUAGUUAGUCAAGUAGUUAAGAUAACCUAAGCCAAGGGACACCCGUAGCCUUAAAACUAAUUUAUUUGGAGUAGACAGUGUUGGCGUACGAACAAUAAGACGAACAGUUAACGCGUUAGGCGUAGGCGCUAUUGGUAGUCUCGAGAUAGCCGCGUUACCCAUGAGGUGUACGCGAACGUUUCCGGUAUCCGGAUUCGAAUCGAUAGCUUUAGGGUAAGAAGGUAUAUACCCGCGUAUAAACAUACGCCAACGCGCAGAAAUAUUUGAUCGAGACCGGAGGAAAACAGGGAGAAUGAAAGGCAAGGUUACUCGUUUCUUUACUACACGCUAUUUGAAAGAGAUUGAUCUCGAAUCGAUUGGUUUAUCAAUGGCCCGUCUCUUUUAUAUAAUAAAAAACAACAAAUAAUUUAUUUUCAAAUGGUAUCUAAAAAAACACGUUAAAAUAAGCUUCACCAUACAUUAAUUCCACUAAAACCUCUUGAAACUCCAAACAAAGUUAGCGAACUUCUGUUUGAUUCUCGGUUUCAUGAAACACCGCAGAAAAACUUCGCUUUCAAAUGAAGACACUCCAUUAAUAGACGAUAAAAUGUUUUUGAGCGUUAGUGUACACGGUAGCUUGCCAGUACAGAGGCGUAAGGUUAAGGUGAAGCGCGCGAAUCGCGUGAACCAUGCGCAGAGGAGCGAACGGUCGAAUUCCCCGGCGAACGUGAAGGGAGAAACUACGCAGAUCGUCGCUCCUGGUGGAGAAAAUCCGCGGUCGGUCGACCAAUGCCCGGCCGAUUAUCGAGGACCGCGUGCCUCCGCGUAAUUUACGUGCGCGCGCGUUCUCCCGCCGCGGAAAAUCCAACGUUGAAUUUAACAUCGCGGCGAUCGCCGACGGAACGCGCCUUGGUAUGUCGAACUGAGAGUCGUGCAAGAAUCACCGGCCGAGGUGCGUUCUUUGAACACACAGGGAAGACAGCUCUGCGCGGAAAAAUGAAUUUCGACGUCGAACCGCGUGUAUAGAAGCGACAUUUGCGAGCAUCGCCAAAAUUCGUUCAACCUUUUGUACAUUUUUUAUACUCGUUCCGCGACCGAUCGGCGGCGAUCGAAAUUUCUUUCUGGUCCCGAUGCCGCGCAGAUCUUCGGAUAGAAUACGGAGGCUAUACGUAUACAGAGAAAGAGAGAUAAAUAGUAUUAACUGAUCGGGCCGUGACGCGGACGAGCUCGUCUCGACCCGAUCCACCAUGUAGAGGACUGUCGAUUCACUUACGGUAGAGAGUUUACGAUUACAACGACCCUGUACUGCGGCCGAGC